AUGACAAUGAAAUAUACAAAUUCUAAUGGUAACAUCACUCUAUUGAAUAUCAUCAUAGCAAGUGCAAUAAUAGCCGUUAAUUAUCUUCAGUCAUUAAUUACAAAAAGAAUUGCAAAGAAGAAUUUUUUCGAUUUUAUGUCUCAUUAA
Molecule: messenger RNA, 147 nt
Organism: Heterostelium album PN500
Lineage: Eukaryota; Evosea; Eumycetozoa; Acytosteliales; Acytosteliaceae
Exons: 4
Coding region: 1-147 (48 amino acids)
Source: RefSeq, a predicted model, not a curated record